Trichomycterus rosablanca is the source of this 1024-nucleotide messenger RNA. RefSeq names its product zinc finger, AN1-type domain 6 (gene zfand6). The transcript has 7 exons. Gene Ontology annotation, molecular function: zinc ion binding; DNA binding. Bases 206 to 877 code for a protein of 223 amino acids. The record is from RefSeq and is a predicted model, not a curated record. NCBI's taxonomy places the organism in Eukaryota, Metazoa, Chordata, Actinopteri, Siluriformes, Trichomycteridae.
GAGUGACGAAAAUAAACACAAGCUUCUGUUUCUGGGUGGGAGGCGAGAAGAGCCGAAUCAGCUCCGAUUAUUACACCAAAAACACUCCUUAUUCCUUUUAUUUCAGUAGAAAUGUGUCCGCCUGUGACUCCGAGUCUUUAAUUGUGACCGGUCGGUGCAGGAAGAGUAAAAGUUAAUCCGAAGUAGAGGAGCUCUGAGGAGCAACAUGGCUCAGGAGACCAAACAGACCCAGGCGCCCCUGCUCUGCCCCACGGGCUGCGGUUUCUAUGGAAACCCGCGCACCAACGGCAUGUGUUCCAUCUGCUAUAAAGACUCCCUGCAGAGGCAGAACGCCAGCGGCAGGGUCACGGAGUCAGUGUCACCGAGCCCGAGCGGUUUGGAGAAGUCUCCGUCCUCUCCGUCCUCCACAAUCACGCCGUCCUCAUCACCGCAACACAACAGCACUCAGAGUCUCGUGACUUCAGCGGACGUCUCACAAACAGAGCAGGAACCAGGAACCUCAGCGCAGCAGGAACAGACAGACAGCGCAGGAACGUCCUGUAGUGCAGCGGUAGCCAGCGUUCAGAGCGCUAGCACGGGAAAGAGGAAGCUAGACGAGAUCCUUCAGCUAGAUGGAGAAAGUGUUUCAGGCUCAGACGCGCCGCUGCAACCCCCCAGCACAGAGUCGGACGAAUCCAAACCCAGAAAGAACCGCUGCUUCACCUGCCGCAAGAAAGUGGGUCUUACAGGUUUUGACUGCCGCUGUGGGAACUUGUUCUGCGGCGCGCACCGAUACUCGGACGUUCACAGCUGCAGCUUCGACUACAAGGCCGACGCCGCCGAGAGGAUCAGGAAAGAAAACCCGGUCGUCAUGGGUGAAAAGGUCCCAAAGAUCUGAGCGCCGGCUCACGGACGAACCCGAUCCCUUUACUCCGUUUAUCCCCUGCACCGCGGUACCCCUGGAACUCUAAACCACAGAACCAGCACAGACCUCCGAAUCACGUGUGCCACGCCCGAACGCUUUAUUACAGAGCUCCUGAUUCUC